AUGGAGACAGGAUCGAGUGUUUUUUCAAUGACUCCACCGGUGUUUGAUGGAGAAAAUUAUCAAGCCUGGGCAGUGAGAAUGCAAGCCUAUCUAGAAGGUUGUGAUUUUUGGGAAGCUGUGGAACAAGAUUAUGAAGUUGCUCCCCUUCCCGACAAUCCAACCAUCAAUCAGAUCAAGCUUCACAAGGAGAGGACAACAAGGAAGGCAAAGGCAAAAAUUAUGGCUUGUGAAUCAGCCAAAGCUAUCUGGGACUUCCUCAAAGCCGAGUAUCAAGGAGAUGAGAGGAUCAGAAGCAUGAAGGGGCUAAAUCUGAUCACAGAAUUCGAGAGGCUGCGGAUGAAGGAGUCUGAGACAAUUAAGGAGUAUUCUGAUAAGUUGACAAGCAUUGCAAAUCAGGCAAGAGUUCUAGACACCGACCUCUACGAUAAUAAGCUAGUGCAGAAAAUUCUUGUCUCUUUGCCCAAAAGGUUUGAGGCAACCAUUGCCUCUUUGGAGAAUACCAAGGAUUUGUCUCAAAUCAAGUUGGCAGAAUUGCUUAGUGCUCUGCAAGCACAAGAGCAGAGGAGGUUAAUGAGUUUGGAAGGAAGUACGGAAGGAGCUUUGCAGGCCAAAGAACAACGGAAUGUAGGAGGGAAAGGCAAGAAGUGGAAAGGGAAGAAAUGGAAUGGCAGUAGUGGUUCGGAAGCUGCUGCAAGAGAGAACAGUGCGGGUAACUCCAAGAACAAUUGGGGAAGUACUCCAUGUGAAAGUUGGCUUGUUGAUAGUGGUUGCACAAACCACAUGACAAGUGAUGAAAAGUUAUUUAUAGAUCUUGAUAAGUCAUUGAAGUCAAGAGUGAGGAUUGGGAAUGGGGAGUACUUAGAAGUAAAAGGUAAAGGGACUGUAGCAAUAGAGAGUUGUGAGGGAACUAAGCUGGUUUCUGAUGUGAUGUAUGUGCACGAGAUUGAUCGGAAUUUGCUGAGUGUGGGACAGUUGGUAGAAAAGGGAUUUAAGGUGAUAUUUGAAGAGGGGAAGUGUUUAAUCUUUGACUCCGGUGGUCGGGAGCUGUUCAAGAUAAAGAUGCAACAGAAGAGUUUUUUCUCUGAAUCCUCUCGAGAAAAAGCAAGUGGCAUUCAAGUGCCCGGCCGUUGA
Molecule: messenger RNA, 1131 nt
Organism: Rhodamnia argentea
Lineage: Eukaryota; Viridiplantae; Streptophyta; Magnoliopsida; Myrtales; Myrtaceae
Exons: 3
Coding region: 1-1131 (376 amino acids)
Source: RefSeq, a predicted model, not a curated record